Molecule: messenger RNA, 7332 nt
Organism: Chironomus riparius
Lineage: Eukaryota; Metazoa; Arthropoda; Insecta; Diptera; Chironomidae
Source: the annotation of a GenBank genome assembly
AUGGAAGCAGCAAUUCGGUCACAUCAGGUUGGCACAAGCCAACAAUCAGCACAGCAGCCUCAAUCAGACUUGUCUGGUGUGCGAGGCACGACAUCAGCUGGACCACCACAACACACGUCGCAUUCAAUGUCACAAUAUAGCCAACCGCGAAACAAUGCUAGUGGCGGAAUCAAUGAAGUCCAUCGAUCAUCUGCCUCAAAUUCAGCAUAUCAAAUACAACACACGAUCCCGCACUCAUAUGUUAAUGUUGAUCAGAGAAAUCGAGUGCGAGGCGCAACAAAUACAUUUCCUGGUGCUUCUGCUAGUUCUGGCAAAACAAAUUAUAAUUGGCAACCUCCAAACGCGCAAUUCGAGUAUGCAACGAGAACGACACUCCAUCAGCCAACAAUGGGUUCGGUACCGACAAAUUUCGUCAGUGCUAACUUUCAACAGCAUGGAGGCUUUCCACCUCGCGUUUCAAUACCCCAACAGCCUCAAAAUCAGCAACCAGUACCGAUAUCACAAUCACAAAGUGUGUCGAAUUCAUCACGACCACUUAAUGUUAAUGAUUAUAUUAAUGCAAAUUUACGUGAUGGUGCAGCGGCACACCUUCAAGCGUCACAACCUAACCAGAGACCUCAACCACCAGAUCCGGGAGGACAGCAAAAUCUGCAACCACAACAGCAGCAAGCACCUUCAUCACAGCCCGCUCAUAAGAAACUUAGACUCGGCGAAUCGCCUUAUCAGCCACAAACGAAUAGUCUCCAUCAUCCAGCCGCAACACCAAGUUCAAUACCUGUUCGAUUACAUCAUACGAAUUAUGAGAAAGCUGGACCGCCAAUUCAAUCAUCUAAUAGUCAUGUUGUUGUACAUGUUGCAUCGACACCGAGAUCACAUCAAAAUCCAAAUGUUGGUGCGACAGCUGAUAUCCAAUAUCAGCCACAAAAACCACCAUCUCAACCGCCUACGCAUCAAAUUCCAACUGCUGCAUCACCUCAAGCACCACAAACCCAGCCUCAACAACAGCAGACUCAAAAUCAACAGCAGCAACAGCAACCUCCAUCAAAUACAAAUACAAAAGUCUUAUCUGUGCUAAAAAUUGAUACUCGUGAUCCUCAGCCUCCGAAUGCAAAUAGUAACAGCAACAAUAAUAACAAUAAUAAUAAUAAUAAUAAUAACAAUAAUAAUAAUAAUCUUGGAGGAGGUGGUUAUCAUCCAAAAACGGAAGCCAUAUCACCGGCUGGAUCACCAAAGUUAUCGAAAGAUGAUUUACUUCAACAAAUUAGUAGUGUAGACUCAAGUAUGAUGUCAUUAGAGGAGCGAAAGAAGCUCUUAAAAGAGAAAGAGAGAAUGUUGAUUGAACAGAAGGAAGAAGGUGUUGAGGAUGUUCCAGAGCAACCAACACCACAUCGGACCCUUGCACAACAAAUUUAUGCUGAGAAUAAAAAGAAGGCAAGUGACAGUCAUGCCAUCCUCACUGCAUUUAAUUUCAAGGGUCAAACAUUUGAACUGCCAUUAUACAAUCAACCAUCAGAUGCAGACGUAUGUCGAAAAAUUCAUGAACAAUAUUUGACAUUUCGAUCGAGUCUGUUGUUGCAUUUAAGGAAAAUUAAGUCUGAGCGCGCACAGCGCAGUCAGGAAUUAUCCGAUCAAUAUGCUAAGCUAUCGGCCGAUUGGCAGAAGCGUGUUGAGAAAAUUGAGUCGAGUAUGAAACGCAAGAAUCGAGAAUUAAAGAAUCGUGAGCUAUUUGAGAAAGUGUUUGUUGAGCUAAGGAAGCAGCGUGAGGACAAAGAGCGAUUUAAUCGUGUUGGAUCUCGUGUAAAGUCAGAAGCUGACUUUGAGGUGAUUGUUGAUGGCCUUCAGGAACAGGCACAAGAGGAUAAGAAAAUGCGUUCAUACGCUGUUAUACCACCAUUAAUGUUUGAUAGUCGUCAACGACGUCUGGUCUUCCAAAAUGAGAAUGGCUCACAAGUUGACAUGGAAGCAGAGCUUAGUGCAUAUAAAACUCUGAAUCUCUGGACAAGUGGUGAGAAGGAAAUUUUCCGAGACAAAUAUGUUCAGCAGGCCAAGAACUUUGGCUUUAUUGCGAGCAAUUUGGAGAGGAAAAAUGCACAGGACUGUGUUCGUUAUUAUUACCUCAGUAAAAAGGAUAUAAAGUAUAAGCAACUUUUACGAAAGUCUAGUAAGCGAACACGAAGUACGAAGAACCUUCCGAAAACGAGUGAAAGUCAAUCGCUUCUAGACCUCAUGACAACUGGUGUCACGACACGACUUCAACGUAAAUCACGUAAUACUAGUCGAUCAUCUAAUGCAACAUCUGCAACAGCUUCAGCGGCUGAGAGUCAAACAACAAAUAGUAAUGCAGCAUCGACGAGAUCAUCGGCAGCAACCUCAUCGUCUGCACCAUUACCGACAGUUACAGUAACUGUAAAUAGUAGUAGUACACAGAGUCAAGAGAAUGUUAAGGAGGAAAUUGAUCCGCUAUGCAUACGUUCAAUGUCAGAGACUGCAUCACCAUCGCCUGUAUCAAAUUUAAAUAAAAGUACGACGAGGCGUGCAAGUAGUAAUGGUAAUUUACAGUCACAGCAACAACAAGCUAUUGAGACAUCAAGUAGUACCACGACAAGUACGACAAACACAACAACAUCAACAUCAUCAUCAUUCCUUCCUGCAAAAAUUAAAACUGAACCUGACGGUGACGUUGUGAUGAAGACUGAAUCAGAUAGUAAUAACUGGUCAUCGUAUCCACCGAAUGGUCUGAAACAUGAAGUUAUUAAAGCUGAAGAAAUUAAGACAGAAGGAAAGGCUGUUGAUGAUAUUGUUAAGAAAGAAGAGACUAAUGUGAAAGAGGAGAAGAAAAUUGAAAUUAAGAAGGAACCGAAUGAUGAUAAAGAGAAUGACGAUGGAAAGGGCAAGAAAACGAUAUCAAUGGAAGUCGAUGAUGAGAAUUGGAAUAGUUGUGAACCAAGCAGUGCCAAGAAGCCUAAAAUCGAAGAAAGUGGAGCAAAUGAUUUGGAUAAAUUGCUUUAUCCAUGCUUCGUUUGCAAGCAGGAGAAUUGCAGUCGAACGCGGCAACUUGAGAAGUCAAAAGCUCAACAAUAUGGACUUACUGAGGAUAACAUUCCAGCAGGUGCACGAAUUUGCAGUAAUUGUCAGAGUAAAGUUGUAAAAUCAAGAUUUCCAAUUACAUCAUGUCCACUGCCGACCUGUCCAAAUCCAAAAGAUCGUGUCACACGUCUUCGAAAUCUUCCUGCAAGGCUAUCAGAACUAUCGCCAGAAGAGCGUGAUCCAAUCAUUAAAGAGCUUCAAAUACCACCAAAGGUGACAAAAUGUUGUUCAGUAUGUCUGACGCGUAUAAAGCGUAAAAUGGGUACUCAAUUGUUGGGCACAACGUCACUCACUGAUGAUGAGAUUCAACAGUUUCGUAAACAAUUGCAAGACAUGGGUCCGAAGUGGAAUCAGUUAGCAGAACAACUCAAUAAAUCAGCUACGGUGCUUAAGACAUUCUAUUUUCACUAUAAGAAAAAGUAUGGCUUCGAUCAGGCUGUGAAUGAAUAUUAUAAAUUGCAUGUGAAUGAAGAUCGUCGUGCAAUUACGGACGGUGAUGAAUCAGAUAUUAGUGUCACAUCAUCUGAUGACAAUGGAUCUGACACACACAAGAAUGACUUUACUGUAACUGAAAGUGAGAAAAUUGAGAAUAACAGUACGAAUGCUAUUGUAAAGAAUGAACCACAAAAUCCAUCAACAAUACCAUCAAUUCCAGCUAUGCCAAUACCUGCUAGUAAAGAAAAUACUGUCAAGAAUGAACCACCUCAGCAGCAACAACUGCAACAACCUCCAACAACGAUAGCACAACAACCACAUCAAAUUAUAGAUGAUCGUUUACCACCUCCAUUAGGUCAGCCACCACCGUUGUUGAGUUCACAACAAAUUCAAAAUUUAUCGACUAUGCCUCGCGCACCGGAUCAUCCAAUGAUUCAUAUAAUGCGAACAAAGAAGCAUUCAGAGGAAUAUGAUAGUUCAGCAACUGAGACAGCUGAUGAGGAGAAUGAGUCAUCACCAGCAAAUCGUCAAAGUCCGAAAACAUCAUCAGUCUUUGCUGGUAAGAGUUUAAAUCCAGCAACAACAAUCUCAAUGGUUCCAUCUGCACAGCAAAAUGGACCAUCAAAUGUUCGUGAUGUUAUGCAUAAUGUGAUUGAGAGGUCAGUGAAAAAUUCACAAGUUCCGCCAUUGAAACCAAAUCCACCUGGUCCUGUUGAUACGUCACCGGAUGUCUCAUUUGUGACUUCUUAUCGACAAGAUCCAAAACAGAUGCCACAAUCGAGACGAUCGAAUUCUGAAGGCCUUCAAACUUUGGCAACACUUUCGAUUGUAAAUUCUCAUGGACCACCUCUAUCAGGUCCUCAAAAUCCAAUGAAUAUCCAGCAUCCUUUGAAUAUUUCAUCAAUAGCUGCAACAAUUACACCAGUUCCACCACCUCAACAAGGAAAUCAACCGCCAAGAUCAUCGUCAACACCACAACAUUUGAAUGCUAUUCAAGAAAAAGAUUUGAAAUAUGGACGUCCACAUCAACAACCAAUUAAUCAGCAGCCUGAACCUGAGCCACAAACACUUGAUUUAAGCAUCAAGAAGCCACAACAGCAACAACAACAACCGCCAGAGAGAAAUUUUCCAGCAUUUCAAGCAAAGGCACCACCACCACCUACGGGUGGAUCAAUUUAUCGUGGAGAUCCGUCAGCAAACAUUCCAAAUCAGGCGCCUUAUUUAGCAUUUCAUCCUGAUAUGAAUCGACCAUCGAAAUCACCGAGUACUUAUAUCGGACCUUCAUUAUCACCUGGUCAGCAACGUGUUAUGAGCUUAGGUCCGCAUGGCAUGCAGCAACAACAGCAACAAAUUAUCCAAAACAAGUCAAAAGUGACACAGAAAUUAAGUCCAAAAGUUCAUCAUCAUCAAGUUCAGCAACAGCAACAAGGUGGAGGACAAGUUCAACAAAUGAAUGGACCAAAAGGUUCAAUUACUCUUGGAACUCCACUCAAUGACCGUGGUCAACCGAUAAUGUUACAGAAUUCACCGCAAGGUCCUCGAUACGAUAUUCUAAGGCAAACGCCACCCAAUUCUGAUAAUAAAUUUGGCUCAAUAACUGCUGGAACGCCUAUACAUUUAAGCGACAAACGUGUUCAUGAAUAUAUAAAAGGAAAUAAUCGUCAUAGUCCAGCACAAAAUCAACAACCAAAUGUUUCAUCAGCACAAACGAGUAGUCCACAAUUACAUAAUCCAACAAUUGCAAGCUACCGUCAACCUGGUGAAUUAAGCUCAACACGUGAUCUCGUCUUUAGCGACUACAUGAUAUCUCAGCAAAUGCAAGGACACAAUCAGCAAUCGCGUGGCGGACCAAAUAUGCCAAAUACUAUAAACAUUAUAAGUGGAGGUCCAGGUGGAUCUGGUCGUCCUGAAAAGGAAUCUCCAUCGCCUCGUAGUCUUGCUCAUCCGAAUUCACCUGCAUCAAUUUAUUAUGAUAAGGAACGUGAACGCGUUGGAAGUGGACAAACACGUACUGAAUAUUUGAGUCGAUCAUCGCCAGCUGAUCAUCAUAAUAGUACUCCAAGUCCACAUCGUACUCCACCACCACAAAGACAGGGUGUGAUAAUUCAGAGACAUAAUGCUGGUGGAUCAAAGCCUCCAUCUCCUGCUCCUCAACGAUUACAAGUUAAUCAAGGACACUACACACAUCAUUACUCACAAGCAGGACACGACGCACUUUCAAACUUGGUGGAUGUAGCAGUAGCACAACAAGCAUUACCAGUGCCAAAUGAUGGGAGUCGAAGACACAUGCCACCCAUCACAUCUGAAAGUCAAGCAAUUCAACGUGAACGGUAUCCUUAUUUGAUUCCAAAUGACGUCAAUGUGAUGCUUCAACAACAACAGAACCAGAAAUAUCCAUUUCAGAUUGAGAUGAUAAGGAGACAUGAAUUGGAGAGAAAGGAAAUGGAAAAACGUGAAAUGAUCGCUCAAGAACGCGAAAGAGAUCGUGAACGUGAUGAACGAGAUGCUCAGCGUAGACACGACGCUGAAUUGGCUCAACGAAAUUUUGAACGUGAUAGAAUGGAACAGUUGAGAAUUCCUUAUGCUGCGAGAGCAUUGAGCUAUGGUCGAGGACCUGAUGAAGUGAUUAGUGCUCAGCAUUUGAUUAAUGCUAUUAUUACUGAGAAUAUUUCAAGACCUCAGGAGAGUCGCGACCGAUAUCAAAUUAAUCCAAUCAGUCGUCUACAACAAGCUGAAAAUAAUGGAAAUUCUCACUCACCAAAUAUUAUUAAUGUCGAUGUUGAUUCCUCUUCCGAUCUUUCACGUCAUCAGUCAUCAAUCUCAAAUCUACCAUCUAAGAAUCUUAAACUCAAUGACAUAACGGAUGCAAUUAUAUCCAAAGAUCCAGCAUUUGGUAUGCAUCAUCAGCAACAACCAGGUGGCUAUCAUUUAUCACCCCAUUUUGUAAGGACAGGAUUCAGUAAUGCAAAUACGAUUCCAAGUAAAACACCGCCAACACAAAGUAUGGCACAGUUACAAAACAGUGGUCCACAACUAAUGGGACAGGAACAGAUAAUUGCUACAGAUCAGUGGAAAAUGAAUAGACGAUUGCAACAACAACAGCAACAACAGCAGCAACAAAAGGAAGAAAUGGCAAAAAGUGUAAACCCACAAGGUAGAACAACACCUGAUGAUCGUCAUAUUAUUCGAAUGGCUCAAACUCCAUCGCCAAGAAAUAAAAUGGCAUAUGAGCCAGUUUCACCUCCAGAGACUAGUGCUCAUUACCAUAUGCAGCCAAAAAUUACAAUCAAUGCUUAUGAUCAACGUAACAUGGCCAUGCCUGCACAAGAUAAUGCACCAGGUGGUGAUGCUAAUAAGUUACUCAAUAUGCUGAAUAAUAGAAUUGCUGAAGCAAUGAGAAAUGAUGAUAAAUAUCCAAAUGAUCAUCAUAGAAAUGCAGAACGAAAAGAUAGCCGUGACAGUGAUGUUAUGAAACAAUAUGACCGUCCACGAAGUGGCAAUAGUAUUCCAGGAAAUGGAGUCGAUAGUGGUGAAAAAUCACCAGCUGGUAAGCGAGAAUCACCUCAAGUUUACAUAAGUCGACCAUCAUCUCAGCCUGGACAACAGCCAUUCCAACCGGCAAUGUUUAUGUAUCCAUAUAGUGCACUAAACAUCCCUCAAGUUGCGUCUGGUGCGAAUCCAAUAAUCAGUCCAAAAGCUGCAAGUGAAUUAAUGGAAGCAAAUCGUCAGCAAUCAGCACCACCAGCCCAACAUUUGGAAUCACGUCAAGUAUUGUCAGAGCAGUACGAUGCCCUUAGCGAUGAAGAUUAA